GUUUAUUUCUACUGGGAUUGAAGUUUUUACGUUUGUACCGGUUUAUAAGAAUACCGUCAAUGUAAGAUGGAUGUGCCACAUACUUCUUCGAGAGCAAAAAUUGAGAAUAUUCAUUCUUUUUGUAAAUCCUUUGGUUAUGACACAAAUGAUAUCAUCCAAAAUAUCAUUGCAAAUAUUAGUGAACUAACUGACAAAGAUAUUGUUCUCAUCGAUGCACUAUGGAACUCAAGAGAUGGAUUCCAGAAAAAAAGUGGAAAAUGCUCCAUAAUUGAAGCUAUAAGGGUGUUAGGAUGUGUUUCAUCUGCAAAUAUCAUUUAUUCAAGGGCUGGUUUAACGCCAAAAGUUAUGUUUUUGGUGGUUUACUUUUUCAAGGUCAUGUUUCGCAUCGUUGAUCUGAAAGAAUUACUGGAUCCAAAAUGUACAUUAGGAAAUUUCACUGUCCAUGAAUUUUCCGGAUUGGCCGAAAAAAUUACAAAAACUGAAAUCUUAAUUGAUGCGGUAGAAAUAAAAGAAAACGUCGAUGAACCUUCAUUGCACAGUUUAAUUUCAAAUUUUGACAUACACAUUGGAGUAGACCAAAUAGGGAAUCUAAAAAGUCGCAUCACAAGCAUGAUCCCUAAAGGAGAGGAUAUGAAAACAUGUCUCCAUCUGUUGACAUUGUUUAUUAGAUUAUCCACCUUACGACAUGCUCUCUUAUUCAGAUUGAAAACUUGUGUUGAGGCAAAUAACUAUAGUCCAAGCACAAGUGGUACAUUGAAAACAUAUAUCGAAAAAGAGAGAGCAGAUAACAAAGAAUUUUUGAGAUUGUUUUCACUCCCAAGUCUUGAAGACAUCUACGUUUUAGCAGUAUUUGACCCAGCCGAACAUACGGAACUCACAACAUAUCUCGAGGAAAUGCAUCUUCCACUACAAAAUUUACAAAAGGUGUUGGAUGGAAAAAAUUUUCUUAUCCAGCCAUUUAAGAAUACGUCAAUCCUACUUGGAAGAAACUUCCCGUCUUAUGGGGCCGCAAGAGCCAUGAAAAGUUCAACAGAUGUUGAUAAUGUUCGAAUCCAAUUUGAAUUCGAGGCUGUUAAAGAAUCCUUCAAUCUUUUUUACAUUAAGUCCCCAGAUCUAAAAGAAUACCUCUACAUGACUAGCAAACUUUAUUGUGAUUAUUCUAAAAGAUACAAAGAUCAAACUGGUGCCCAGUGGCGGAUAAUUCAAGUAAAGGAUGAAAAGGGAAGGGAAGAUGACCCAUCUUUGUUUGUUUUAUGUACAAGAAAACGACCUUGUAAUUUUCUGUACAUUGAGAACGCCUGGCUAGUUGAUUUUGGAAGGGGUUUAGAGGACAGCAGUAAACCACCUGGGACAGAGUGUUUAUUCCAAUUGAUGUCUCCUGGAAACCCUCCUAUUAGCAUUCCUUUCCCAAGUCCUAGACAUUAAACAGAAUCUUUAAAAGGAGGAUGCUGAAAAGGUAUGCUAAUAACUAAUAU
Messenger RNA from Magallana angulata, 1475 nucleotides. RefSeq lists its product as uncharacterized. The record is from RefSeq and is a predicted model, not a curated record. NCBI's taxonomy places the organism in Eukaryota, Metazoa, Mollusca, Bivalvia, Ostreida, Ostreidae. The transcript is spliced from 3 exons. Bases 67 to 1425 code for a protein of 452 amino acids.